CCGGCUAGUGAGGGUCCUUUUCCUCCACAUAGCUGGUGACGAUUAGCUGCGAACAUGCCGACUGUCGGAGUUAAACGGGAUCUUCUAUUCAAAGCUUUGGGUAGAAGUUACACUGAUGAGGAGUUUGACGAGCUUUGCUUUGAGUUUGGGCUGGAGCUGGAUGAAAUUACCUCUGAGAAAGAGAUAAUCAGCAGAGAGCAGGGUGACACUAAGGCCUCAGGAGCAUCUGAUGUGAUCCUGUAUAAGAUCGAUGUACCAGCUAACCGCUAUGAUCUGCUAUGUCUGGAAGGACUGGUUCGUGGACUGCAGGUCUUCAAGAAUAAGUUGGAGGUGCCUCGAUACAAACGUGUUAGCCCACUCAGUGGGGAGCCUCAGAAGCUGAUCAUCACUAAGGAGACGGAAGCAGUGCGACCCCACGCUGUGGCAGCAGUCUUGAGGAACAUUACUUUCACAAAGGAGCGCUAUGACAGUUUCAUUGAGCUGCAGGAGAAACUACAUCAGAACAUUUGCAGGUGAGAGCACACCAACCACCUACAGUGGGGCAA
Molecule: messenger RNA, 545 nt
Organism: Pundamilia nyererei
Lineage: Eukaryota; Metazoa; Chordata; Actinopteri; Cichliformes; Cichlidae
Product: phenylalanine--tRNA ligase beta subunit-like
Exons: 5
Coding region: 55-516 (153 amino acids)
Biological process (GO): phenylalanyl-tRNA aminoacylation
Cellular component (GO): phenylalanine-tRNA ligase complex
Molecular function (GO): phenylalanine-tRNA ligase activity
Source: RefSeq, a predicted model, not a curated record